Messenger RNA from Porites lobata, 2582 nucleotides. The record is from the annotation of a GenBank genome assembly. Lineage: Eukaryota; Metazoa; Cnidaria; Anthozoa; Scleractinia; Poritidae.
GAAAAGUAUGCAGUUCAGUUUACCGAGGACGGAACACCCAUCAGAGAGGAAGUAAGUGUAGAUGUUGACAGCGGAACGGAAGUAUUCCGUGUGCCUGGACACAAUAACAAAGAAGCAAUGGAUGUGAUGAAUGACUUUGUAGCGGUAAGUCUUUAACGAAAUCGUGAGAGGCUCACUUCACCUUAGUCUGCUACACAGCCGUUUUUAGUGUUAAGUGGGGAGGAGCGUUGCGUGAGUGACGACACUAAAAACGGCUGUGUAGCAUACUAACUUGACCUCAGUAAGGCAGUUCCUUGUUUUAAAAAUUACGAGAACACUAAAUCCUGAUCCUCUCUAGCUGUCCCCUGAACCUCUUUUUUCUUUGAAUGCAAAGAAAUGACUAUUGUUUAAGAACAUGAGGUCUAACACGAAAAAAUGCAUUUUUGCACAAUCAUCUUUUCGCAGAGUCAGAAAAUCAGUAGUAAAAAAAGCAUCUUUUAAUUUUUGAAUAAUAUAAUAUUGUUUUAAAACAUUGUCCAUAAAUCUGAGUUGUCAGCACGGCUAUUUUAAAUCCACAGCUCCAGCGAGGUUUUGCAGUGAAUGAGUAAUUGUUCCUUGAUGGUGAUGAUGAUGAUAGUACAAAAAUUGGAUUUCUCAUAUUUCUUUCCUAGACAUUUUAAUGCACAAGAGAUUAAGCUCUUGUGCAUUGCUCGCGUACGAGUUUUUAAAAGAGAAUUUGACUGUGAACCAAACUCUGGAAAAUAAACAAUCGCUAAGGGAUUAAGUUAAAUGUUAUGCCUUACUUAGUUAUACAGUACUUAGAAAAGCUAAUUUGCGGGUUAAUGAUUGAUCAAUGUAUCGUCAUCCCGACAUCAGGUUGCAAAACAAUUUACGAUUCUUUCUCUCAGGGCCUGACUGCUCGUCGCCUUCUGUCAAUUCAAAAAUGUUAUGUGUCUAAGUUAGACCCAACCUUACCCACCCCACAGAAACUGAAGAUUGAUAUGGAACUGGUAAGUUGUUGUUGUCGAUCAGUUGUUUUAUAGUUAUUUAUUUAUUUUUAAAAUAUAACCGGUUGCAAUUUCUGCUUUCAUCAAAUGCAUUAUUUAGGAUUACAAGUUGAAUCAAACAUUUUCUUUAUUCAAGACAAUGAAUGUCCUCUUUUCUGAAUUGAAUGUCGUCUAUUCUGCAAGAAGAGACUAGAGUUAAUAAGGAUUAAUGUCAGUUAGGGGUAUUUGGCCUUACUCUAGUGUGACUGUUGAGAAUGACUAAAGAUGAGACAUUAGAGUACCCUACUUUAUUGCAGAGAGGGUGGAAAGUUAUAAGUUCAGUUACUGAAGGAAAAAAUAAGCGACGAAAGUGUGUCCGCCUGAAAAUGACUCACGGUUCUCGCCGAUACAAUUCCUGAGUUAUUUGUUUUCUAACCUUAGUUAUUCUUCUUUCAUAAAAGGCAACAAAACAGCCCUUGACUGACGAGAAGUUAACAACCAACACAACUCCGAUUGUGUUGGGCUUUGCAGACCGCUCCUCAUUACCACAAAGGAUUUUGGACUUUUGUGGCAGUCUCCCCAUCUAUGAGGUCGAAGAAGUCUCAGUGGAGGAGAUGAACGCGACUCUUUUCAACUCGGAAGGUACAAAAAAAAAGCUUUAAUUUACUAUUUUAUCAGAAACGGAUCUGUGACAAAAACACACACACACACAGGCUGGCUCGCAAAGGUUUUCUCCCCAAUUAUGAAGUGCAUUGUAUGAUACAAUACCACUUUCAGCCCCGGAUUACUGCUCUUUGUUUACGUCUGUCUUCAGGUAUGUUAAGAGCGGUUCCGAGUCGUUACCAGUCCUUGGAGACAUGGAGACUUAAUGAACAGUCCGUUACAAUCCCGCCCCCUCCCCUCCCUUCCACAGCCAGUAAGAGCGUAUUUACCAGUAAUUCACGACCAAGAAGUUAGCUCUUACCCAAAUACUGAGAGUGCUCUGCAAAUAAACGAUGAAUGUAGCCAGGCGCUUAGCCAACCUGCUCGCAGGCUAAGACGUAAGGGACGUCGAGGAAGAAAAGCCAAGCGAAAAUAUUAAACCCCCUCGACAGCGUGAAACGGGCUACAAUGAAUGAUUACGAGGUAAAGGGUUAAAAAAAAUUUUAAACAUCUAAGCAUUCUAAGGAAUACAUGCCGUUUGCUAAAGGGGAAAGCCUGAUCGUUAAUGCAGUCGAUGUUUGACAAUCUUACUAACUUAAAGUCGAAUUUCAAAUUCAUCUGAAGUGAAGUGUAGUAAUAGUCUACAAAAAUUUAAAUGAAAAUUAUGUCUAUAAUAAUGUUCAUUCUAAUGUCCCUGUUGCAGGAUAUCAAGGUCUGCAGGGACGCAGCAGACGGUCAGUUUUCGAUAAAGUAUCGUGCUCCAGCGGGGGUACUCACAGAGGAGGAGUGUCGUUUUGCUUGGACCUCAAAGAAAAGAUGAAGCCAAAAUCCUGUACCUUCUCUUCUAGUUCGUGCUAUUACUUCAUUGUUUGUACCGCCGAUAGUUAUGGCGGUCAUACCUGUUCUUAUGCUAGGCACGGCUAUUAUGAUUACUGCUGUUCUUGGACCUGCGAUUUACUCGACUCCUUGGGGUAA